Cuscuta campestris is the source of this 1195-nucleotide messenger RNA. The record is from the annotation of a GenBank genome assembly. Lineage: Eukaryota; Viridiplantae; Streptophyta; Magnoliopsida; Solanales; Convolvulaceae.
CUGGAGACGCUAUUGUGGGGAGAGAAAUAAGUCAAAUAACCCUCUGGUAGUCUCAUAGCAAAAUCAAUGGAAAUGGCAAAGGAAGCGGAAGGCGGGAAGACAGUGGAAGGCGGGAAGACAGUGGAAGAAUGCCAAAGCAUGAUUCAGAAGAGCCUCCGAACUCCCAUGGUGAAGUUCCUGAGGGGGCGUAUGGAGAAAGCUGGGUGCGGAGUAGGUGAAAAUUUCUUCAAGGCUAUACAUUGUGACCAGAAUGUUGGUGGCGGCUAUGCUCCCGGCGAUGGGGUAGUUGUAUGUAGCAACCACAUGAAAAUUCAAGAUGAGGUAAACCAAGUAGUCAUCCAUGCACUGAUCCAUGCGUAUGAUGACUGCCGUGCAAAUAUUGACUGGACAAACUGUGCUCAUCUUGCUUGCAGCAAGAUUAGAGCUAAUCAUCUAAGCGGUGAUUGUCAUUACAAGAGGGAGUUCCUUAGAGGCAAUUUAAAGAUAAGAGGUCAUGAACAAGAGUGUGUAAAGCGGCGAGUGAUGCAAGAACUGAAGCCUCACUUCACCGAAACUGCUGCCCGAGAUGCUAUGGAAGCUGUGUGGGAAACUUGCUAUAAUGAUACUCAGCCCUUUGAUAGAGCUCCGUAAAGAGUGUAUGGUGUCUUUCCUCUUUGAGUGAAGCAUUUUCUUAAACAUCACGAUUCUAUUGACACCAUGACACUCGGUGCAAUUGGGAGCCCUAUGGUGCUUUGUUUGAUCCCAAAGUGGUUCCUACUCCCUUUGACCCUCCUAGCCUGCCCCUACUCCAAUCAUUUGACAGUGGAGGUCACACAAAUCGGAGUACGGAAUCAUUUUGGGGUUGAACAGAGCACAAUAUUGCCCUCAUACGGAUUGAUGUCAUAGUAUGACACCAACCCUUUGUGUCAAAAUAACCACUCCUUUUUAUAGGCCUCUCCUAUAAACCUUUGGUUUGCAUUAAACAUCGCUUCACAAUUAAAUGCCAAAAUUUUUAAAUGUGAAUUUUUGGCUUCUUGUGCACAUUUCAGUUUUUUUCUUCUUGUGAAAUUUGAGGUAGGGGUAUCUUGGAAACAACUUUUCUACUAUCUAGUAGAGGUAAGAUUUAAUUUGGUCUGAAAAUGCUCAUACCUACAUAACAUUACAGCUUUGGAUGUUGGAAAUGUGUUCCAAAUCCUGUCACUUGAAUGGGAUAAUC